Molecule: messenger RNA, 2170 nt
Organism: Pseudomassariella vexata
Lineage: Eukaryota; Fungi; Ascomycota; Sordariomycetes; Amphisphaeriales; Pseudomassariaceae
Product: chondroitin AC/alginate lyase
Exons: 2
Coding region: 325-1998 (557 amino acids)
Cellular component (GO): periplasmic space
Molecular function (GO): lyase activity
Source: RefSeq, a predicted model, not a curated record
GUGAUUACGAUUAUGGCUUCAAGAAAUUGGCUGCGCUGGACAGUUGCACUGAAGCGCGCCCCUUGCAAUCCCCAAAAUGUCACAGACAAAAUGGCAGUACAGUCAUGGGGCGCCUGUGGUUCCCGCAUGUCCGGGCGCUUGGGUCUAGUGUCCCACAUUCAGAUCGCGAGACUCUCAUGGCUGUGAUAUCUCAGUGUUAAAACUCUGAGCAAAGUUGUAGGUCCCAUCAACAUUCGAUGUUACUUAUUUUCUAGAUCUGUGAAGCCGGUGGCACCAACUCCAGCCAUUCAUUCAAUCAUUUAUUCAUUCAUUCACUCAUUCGCCAUGUCCGGCACAGUCACACUCAUUGUUUUUCUCUUCUUCCAAUCCGCCCUCUCAUUUACCCACCCCGGCCUCCUCGCCACAACCGCCGACCUAAACCGCGCCCAAUCCAAAAUCGCCCUCAACCUCGAUCCCUGGCUCAGCUCCUGGUAUUCUCUCACGAACCUCUCUUACGCCUCGGCCGACUAUACCCCCAACGCCGUCAGUAUCAUCUACCGCGGCGACGAUGGCGAAGGACACGCCGCCAACAACGAACUCCUCUGGCACGAUGCCGCGGCGGCGUUUGCCCUCACCCUGCGCUGGAAGAUAUCGGGAGAUGACACUUAUGCCGAAACCGCAUCGAGAAUUCUCACCGCAUGGGGCGAGAAGCUCACCGCGAUAGGCGGGAACGACGACGCCUACCUGGCCUCUGGCUUCCAAGGUCACGAGUUAGCCAAUGCGGCGGAACUGCUCAGGGAUUACGCGCCCUUUUCUGCUCCUGGAGGAGGACUGGAGGUAUUCACCAAGAUGAUGACUUCUGUUUUCCUGCCCAUGAACCUAGAUUUCCUGAAUCACGUUUUGGGGUCAGAGCACAACGUAAAGCACUUCUUUGCGAAUUGGGAGCUGGGGAAUUUGGCGAGCGCCAUGGCGAUUGCAGUGCUGACGGAUAAUACGACGGUGUGGGAUUUUGCCGUCGAUUAUUUUAAGAAUGGGGAGGGGAAUGGGUGUAUCAAUAAUGCGGUGAGUAAUCUUGUGGAGGAGCCGGAGACGGGCACUGUGUUGGGACAGGGGCAAGAGGCUGGGAGGGACCAGGGGCAUGCGGCUCUAGAUUUUCAGAUGUUGGGGGUCAUUGGGCAGCAAGCGUGGAAUCAGGGAGUGGAUUUGUUUGGGUUUAAUGAUAGUCGGAUUUUGAAGGGAGCCGAGUACUUCGCCCGCUACAACCUCAACAACGACGUCCCCUUCGAGCCCUACACCAACGGCAUCGUCAGCUUUACUGACGUCAGCGACGCCUCGCGCGGCGCCCUUCGGCCUACCUGGGAGUUGCUAUACAGCCACUAUAUCCAGCUCAAGGGCCUGUCUGCGCCCUGGACGACGGCGUACCUCAACUACAGCUUGAGUACCUUCGGCGGCUAUGAACCGGGCGCUGGUGCCUGGGGCGAAGGCUCGGGCCACUACGAUGGGCUGGGUUGGGGAUCUUUGUUGUAUCAUUUGGACGAUUCAGAUGUGCCGGAGACUUAUAACUCGACAGCAGGACUGACGGCGACCGUGAUCUCGGCUGCUGCGAGCUCGACUGUUACGGGUGGUGCUUCCGAGAACGUGUCGGUUUCGGCCUCCACUACAGCAGGACUGACGGCGACCGUGGUCUCGGCUGCUGCGAGCUCGACUGUUACGGGUGAUGCUUCCGAGAACGUGUCGGUUCCGGCCUCCACUACAGCAGGACUGACGGCGACCGUGGUCUCGGCUGCUGCGAGCUCGACUGUUAUGGGUGGUGCUUCCGAGAACGUGUCGGUUCCGACCUCCACUACAGCAACUCUUAGCAGUGGUUCGUCGAGCGCGUCCGCGACGAAUUCUGUAAAGCCGUCAGUGGAAGCCGCAUCUACCCUUCCCGCGACGAUGAGUUUGACAACAGCAACGGCGGCCAAGGCAAAGCAUACUCACCACGGAUGCCACCAGCGCCGUCGCCGCCACCAUCAUUAACUAGUAUACUCCUUUCAAGUGAGGAGUCAGCGCGGCGCCAAUGACCGUGACUUGCAUAUCGUGAGAUCUUCUCAAGUCACGCCAUUCAUCUUCUAUUACGUCUCUAGGGCGAGCAUAAGCAUAGACCUUUAUUGUACUUUACAUGCCAAUUCGGAUAUUACCAUGCCAUUAA